UCCAUGUAAAUUGCUUCUAGGAACUUCGCGAAAUCACAAAAUAAKAAGYACAAAGCAAAAGUCUGRCUUUUAGGAUAUUUCAUAAACAUCGUGAAUUGUUUCGCUUCGCUUGAACUCUUGAAUAAMAUUUAAUACCCAGGAGAGGAGCAAAACAAGGGACUUCCAAGAAGUGUUUAUUUUGAAUGACAGUAUAAUUUCGAUUCUAGGAACUUGACGACGUUGUAUAUAAAGAACAGAUUCAAUAUAUCACAAAGUCUUUGUCCAAAGAUCUGUUUUAACGGCACAGAAGAUGAGGUACUCUAAACGAAAACCAAUGAGGCAAUGGAUUAARGARAAACUCGAYUCCAAAUCAUAUCCAGGMYURAGAUGGAUCGACAAGAAUCGAGGAAAAUUCGAAAUUUCRUGGAAACAUGGYUCUUUAGAGACAUGGAGUUGGGAAGAAGACGUACACGUCUUUCGUGAAUGGGCGAUUUACACAGGAAAGUAUCAACCRCAUAAUAAAACUGUUACACAAGAAGAUAUUGAACUAGCAAAGACUUGGAAGACGAAUUUUCGCUGUGCACUGAACGCUCUUCCGGGUGUUGAAAUGGUCAAAGAAGAGAGUUCUGCUCGUGGAGCGAAUGCUCGCAAAGUGUACAUUAUGAAAGUAGAUAAUAAAAAGAAAAAGAAGCGAAGAUGCGAAGAUCAAAAAUCACUAGAUCUCGAGACGAAACCRUUAACACCAAUAAGUGAGGGAAUAGAUCAACAGGCAAUUGACGAAAUCGAAAGGCAGCUCUCUCAAAGUUCAACAAUAUUCAAGAAAGACUUAGCUGACUUAGGCGAAAUGGAAGAUAUUUUUCAGUGCGGUAUAGGUUUGUACAGGCAAUACACUGAUCUACAAUGUCUAAUAAUGAUCUACCAUGCUCUAAGUUUAGAAAAAUCGAAGAAAAAGAGAGAGACAAGAAAAACAGUGAACUAAACAAAAUAGUAAUGAAAAAGAAUAAAAAGAAAAAUAUGUAAAAAAUCGACUGAGUAUCAGCGAGCUUUCCAUUAAUAUUAAAAUAAAACAAACUAUUUUCAAACUUUCUGAAAAAAUGGUCCGAGAUCAUCCUCUAAUGCAAGUACAGAACACUUAAAAUUUCAAAUGGCAAAUUUAGCUCUAAUGUAUGUUAUCAGGGACCGCGGAGCAGGAAGGGCAGGCUACAGCCCCCUCCAAUAAUUUUUCCGCCAUUUUGAUUUUUCUUAAAUAAAGAAGCGAAGAGUCUCCUUGUGAAAUUACACUUUUCAUUCUAUGAAGAUUGUAUAAAAACUGAGCGUAAACAAUUAAAAUUGAAGCUUUUUUGCGAAGUCUUUGGGAUUUUAUUGAGUAUCAUGUGAUGACCGUGUGUGCGGUUUUAUCGGUUAGAAAUAUGUAUUGGAAAACGCCUCAAAACGCUGCAAAUGACAUCUCCGAGAAUUAAGAUUUCAAAAUUUUCCGGUAGAAUAUCUCUAACCCCCCAGUACCUCCUUCCUUCUGCAGUCGCUAACGCCCCCCUCCCCUCCCCCCAAACAGACUCCCGCUUCGCGAUCCCUGGUUAUUGUGUUCGAAUGACAUUGUCUUAAUAAUAAACUUAAUUUAUGAGAUUGUUCAGUGUAAACGAAACUACAAAAGCUACACUUUUCUGGCGCCUUUGGUGCGCAAGCUUGGCUAUUAAAACUUAUCGUAUUAAACCCGACUGAGCUGACAUGAUGGUUGUAACAGACCAUAAAGUUCAUAGUAUUUUUCAUACAAUUUUUUUUCUU
This is a messenger RNA of Exaiptasia diaphana, 1761 nucleotides long. RefSeq names its product interferon regulatory factor 2. Gene Ontology annotation, molecular function: DNA-binding transcription factor activity, RNA polymerase II-specific; RNA polymerase II cis-regulatory region sequence-specific DNA binding. Bases 290 to 958 code for a protein of 222 amino acids. The transcript has 3 exons. Gene Ontology annotation, biological process: regulation of transcription by RNA polymerase II. The record is from RefSeq and is a predicted model, not a curated record. NCBI's taxonomy places the organism in Eukaryota, Metazoa, Cnidaria, Anthozoa, Actiniaria, Aiptasiidae. Gene Ontology annotation, cellular component: nucleus.